Molecule: messenger RNA, 1391 nt
Organism: Prorocentrum cordatum
Lineage: Eukaryota; Dinophyceae; Prorocentrales; Prorocentraceae
Source: the annotation of a GenBank genome assembly
AGCAAUUUUGGCUCAAGCCGUGCGCUCGGCCGCGCUUUCUUUUAACCCUUCGCUGCUCCCGCUCUCCCCUUCCCAACCGCUCGGCUCCUUGGACUGCCGACGCCGCCGCUGCGCCAAUGAGCGACACAGCUCCGCUCCCCACAGACGGCGGAUCGCCGCCAGAGCGGCUAAGAGCUUUGCUGGCGGCCGACGGCUGCGUGACCGUCCCCGGCGUGGGCGACCCGCUGUCGGCCCGCAUCGCGCACGUGGAACUGGGGUUCCCGGUCCUCUUCGUCAGCGGCUUCUACGCGACGGCCUCUCUCCUGGGCCUGCCGGACGCCGACAUGCUCGGGUUCGCGGAGAUGGCGGCGCACGUGGCGCGCAUCCGCUUGGCCGUACCCAAUGCCCUACUCAUCGUCGACGGGGACACGGGCUACGGAGGCCCCGUGCAGGUGAAGAGGACGAUCAAGGGCUUCGCGAACUCCGGGGCGGCGUGCGUGAUGAUCGAGGACCAGGUCGCCCCGAAGCAGUGCGGCCACACGGAGGGCAAGCAGGUGGUGCCCUUCGGGGAUGCCUGCGCGCGGGUGCAGGCGGCGGUGGACGCCAGGAGCGAGAUGGGCGCUCGUGGGCCCCUCGUACUCGCCCGCACCGACGCCCGCAUCAUGGGCCAAGCCGAGGCCAUCAAGAGAGGGAAGGCGUUCAAGGAGAUGGGCGCGGACGUGGUCUUCCUGGAGGCCCCGCUCUCGGAAGACGACAUGCGCGCAGACAGCGAGGCGCUGCCUGGGGUCCACAAGAUGGUCAACCUGGUAGAGUGGUCAAAGACCCCCCAGCUCCGCAAGGAGAAAGUUGCCGAGAUGGGGUAUAAGAUAUCGCGUAAGUAGCUGUCUACCCCUUGUUGAUGCUCAAUGCGUCCAUUGGUGCCAUGUACCAGUGGUGUAGGCGCCUGCGCGACGGGGAGGGGGACAACGACCAACAGGUCGCGCCUGUGGCCCCCGAGGAAUGCACCAGCACGCCGGCGCUCAUGGCCAACAAGGAUGUGCAUCGCUUGGUCGGUUUCCCAGACUACCACCGUGAGUGCAAGCGAUACGCUGACGUUCAUGCCCGCGUGGUUGCGGGCGAAUGCGCCGAUGCCGACGCAGCACCGUCCAAACGGGUCAGAACGUAGACUGGGUUUUCAGGCGAUGCUUUGAAUUGCAAUGUGUUCAUUCUGCCCGUGCCGCGCGGGGUCUUGCGUUUGUCCAGGCCGGACUCGGCCACGGACCAGCAGCGCUUGCCGACCAGAGCUCUAGAGUUACGGUUCUGCAUCGCACGUACGAGGCACAUUCAUAGAAGCCCGUGCCGUACGAAGAGGGAGCCUCGAGCAGCGUCAUCCUCAUUUUCUUUUUCUUCUUCACAUUCAUCAUACCUGGAAG